UUUCAUACCAAGGAAACUCAGGUCUGUGUGGAAAGCCUUUGUCAAAGAAAUGUGAUAGCUCAAUAUCGCUACCGCCAUCAAUCUUUGAAGAAGAUGAAGAUUCCGGGUUUCAAAUUGCACUAGAUUGGUAUGUGGUUCUGCCAGGAGUUUUUAGUGUGGCUGGGAACUUUUGGACAAGCAAGAAUCAUGAAUGGUUUUUAGAGAAAUUUAGCAGAAAGAGGCAGCCAAGAGUCACACGGGGAAGGAAAGGACACAGAAACUAGGUACUUAUUUUAAAUCUAUGUUUAUCUUGCAGCUGCAGCUGCUGUUGUUUUGAAUAAUUGUAUGGGGUCUGGUGCAUUCUGUUUUAUUACAAUAAGGGUGGUGGUGUGUAUUUUGCCUGUAUUAAUUUGUGGUGCUGUAAGUUGCUUGUAUUAAUUUUUACAACAAGUAAGCAAAGAGAAAGACAGCUCAUUUUCCAUUUCCAAAAGUAUCUGUUUUUUUUUCCUUCAUCCUCUCCUUUAAUUCGUGCUUUUGAACGUUAUUUAUAUAUAAUAAUAAUAAAGCAACUUUUUUGAAAUUUUGAGUAGAUUCGUGACUAAAUUAAAGGGAUUGUGAGUGUUUUAAUACUUUAUUUACUUGGUAGUUAGAACCAGCUUUAAGACUUUGAAUGGUUAGCUUUGGAAGACUUUGAAGACGAUAAACUUCUCCACCUUCAUGGCUUCUUCUCUUUGAUUCCCUUACUUUUUAUUUCGAUUCUUCUGUUUUUUUUUUUUCUUCCCUUUUUUAUACUUUCUCUAGUUACAACUACGUUUGUCAUGAGUUGUGCGUCUAUAAAAGGAGUUUAUAAUUUCUCCACCCUUAAUUGUGUGAGAGCCAUAAUUAAGCAUACAUAAUUAGAAAACAAAAUUGCAAUGGGAAUGGAAUCGUGGCGGUCGAAGUUCAUUUCUCUACAUUGUUUUAUUUUUCUGUCACUCAUUGCUACUCACUGUUUUUUAUUUGUGCAGACUCAGGCACUUGCCCAGGUUGAUGAGUGCUCAGCGUUGCUGCAGUUCAAGGAAAGCUUUGCAAUUAACAAGUCUGUUUCUGCAGAUCCUCUUGCUUAUCCGAAGGUUUCAUUUUGGACGCGAGAAGGAGAUGGGAAUCGGAGUAAUUGUUGUUCAUGGGAUGGUGUUGAGUGUGAUGAAGACUUUGGCCAUGUUGUCGGCCUUGAUCUCCGAAGCAGCUGUCUCUACGGUUCUAUCAAUUCCAGCAACACUCUCUUCCGCCUUGUUCACUUGCAGAGGCUUGACCUCUCAGAUAAUCACUUCAAUUUCUCUCAAAUACCAUCAAGAUUUGGUCAUGAUCUUUCGAGCCUAACAUAUCUCAACCUUUCAUAUUCCUUAUUCUCUGGCCAAAUUCCAUCAGAAAUUUCAAAGUUAUCGAAGCUGUCUACCCUUGAUCUGUCUUUCAAUGGUCCGAAAUUUGAUGCUUAUGGUAUCCCUUUGAAACUGACCAAGGCCAACAUGAGAAGCCUGGUUCAGAACUUGACCACCAUAAAACAACUUCAUCUUAAUUGGGUAGAGAUGUACUUCACUGUGCCUGAUAUCUUGGUCAACGCAUCUUCUCUCACAUCUCUCCAACUUCGCGAUUGUGAGUUGAAUGGGGAAUUCCCAGUAGGCAUCUUCCACCUACCAAACUUAGAGGUUCUUGAUGUGAAUGGUAACUCAAACCUUACCGGUUAUUUCCCUAACUUUAACAAGAGCAAUGUUUUCAAGAAAUUGAAUGUUGGGGCCACAAAUUUUUCUGGUAUGCUGCCUGCUUCUAUGGGAAACCUUCAUUCCUUAAAUUUUUUGGACAUCUCUUGGUGUCAUUUUUACCCCCUUAUUCCAUCUUCACUCGGAAACCUUACCCAGCUCAACUACCUUGACAUGAUUUCAUUUAAUGACAUUCCAAAUAAUAAUUCCACAGGCCAAUUAGUUUCUGAAUAUUCCUUGUCUUGGAUAGCAAGUUUAACCAACCUCUACAGUUUGUCCCUUUGGGCCAACAAAUUCAGGGGGAAAUUCCCAAGUUUUGUGGCCAACCUCACGCAACUUUCAUUUCUACAAUUGGGUGGUAACGAAAUAACUGGUCAAAUCCCAUCUUGGCUUAUGAAUUUGACCCAGUUAACUACUCUAUACCUCGUGGGUAACAAUUUGAGCGGAGCAAUUCCUAGGUCACUCUUCCAGCUCCAAAAUCUUGAAAUUCUUGACCUUUCCUCUAAUAGCUUGAGUGGACAAGUUGAGUUUGAUCAGUUUUCCCAGCCCAAAAAGUUAAAGGAACUUCGAUUAGCAUACAACAAGUUAUCUCUGCAGAUCAUAACCAAUUUGAGUGCUACUGUUCCACAGCUUGAACUUCUAGAUUUGACGUCAUGCAACUUAACAGAGUUUCCAGAAUUUUUAAAAUAUCAAUCCGAAUUGCGCUUCUUACAACUUAGCGACAACAACAUUCAAGGGCAAAUACCAAAAUGGGUGUGGAAUGCAACUAGAGAAACUUUGUUGCUUCUCGACCUCUCUUCCAACUUCUUAACGGGAUUUGACCAAAAUCCAAUCAAUCUUCCAUGGCAGAAUCUAUAUGCUUUAGAUCUCCGGACCAAUAUGUUACAAGGAUCACUGCCAAUUCCACCACAAUCAAUCAUAAACUACGUGGUCGGCAGCAAUCAUUACAGUGGAGAAAUUUCGCCCUCGUUCUGCAACUUGAAUCAUUUGCACAUUCUUGAUUUGUCCAACAACAGCCUGAGUGGCAUGCUUCCACAAUGUUUGGGGAACUCCAGUGCUCUUGAAAUAUUGAUGCUGAUGAACAAUUCAUUUCAUGGCAGUAUUCCUCAAAUAUGUCCAGUCGCAAAUAGUUUGAAAAUGGUUGAUUUGAGUUACAAUCAGUUGCAGGGAAAAGUACCAAGAUCAAUGGCCAAUUGCACUCGAUUAGAGUUUCUUAACCUUGGAAACAAUCAUAUGCGUGACAUCUUCCCAUCUUGGUUAGGGGCACUUCCAGCACUACAGUUUCUCAGUUUGAGGUCUAAUGGAUUUCAUGGCAUGAUUGGGAAGUACGCGACUAACCAUGACUUCCCAAAGUUGUGCAUCAUUGAUUUAUCUGACAAUGGUUUUUCAGGUGUGUUGCCCUCUAACUGCUUAGAGAACUGGAAUUCCAUGAAAUUUGUUGACGAGAGCCAGCAAACUUAUUUUCAAGUCAUUUCGACAUCAUACAACAACUCAGCUAAAUAUUCGUAUAGCUUUUCUUAUCCAUACUCAAUCACGACUUUCGCAAAAGGUGUUGAGUUGAAAUUUAUAUGGACUCCUUAUCUUCUUAGAUUUAUAGAUUUCUCAAGUAAUAGAUUUGAAGGAGAGAUUCCAGCAGGUGUCAUUGGGAAUCUAAGAGGCCUUCUUUUCCUUAACCUUUCCAACAACGCUCUCACUGGUCUCAUCCCAUCAUCUUUAUGGAACUUGACGGCUCUUGAAUCGUUGGAUCUCUCCCGAAACCAGCUCUCAGGAAGGAUCCCCGGUAAUUUGGCACAACUCACUUUCCUUGAAUAUUUCAAUGUAUCCUAUAACCAUCUUUGGGGUCCUAUACCACUUGGCCAACAAUUUGGUACAUUCCUAGAAGAUUCAUUCCAAGGAAACUCAGGUCUGUGUGGAAAGCCUUUGUCAAAGAAAUGUGAUAGCUCAAUAUCGCUACCACCAUCAAUCUUUGAAGAAGAUGAAGAUUCCGGGUUUCAAAUUGCACUAGAUUGGUAUGUGGUUCUGCCAGGAGUUGUUAGUGGUCUAAUAGUUGGAGUGGUUGCUGGGAACUUUUGGACAAGCAAGAAUCAUGAAUGGUUUUUUGAGAAAUUUAGCAGGAAGAGGCAGCCAAGAGGCACACGGGGAAGGAGAGGACACAGAAACUAAGUACUUAAUUUAAAUCCAUGUUUAUCUUGCAGCUGCUGCUGUUGUUGUUUAGAAUUCUUGUAUGGGGUCUGGUGCAUUCUGUUUUAUUACAAUAAGGGUGGUGGUGUAAUUUGCUUGUAUUAAUUUGUGGUGCUGUAAGUUGCUUGUAUUAAUUUGUACAACAAUGUUUGUAAUAUGUUUCUGUACGAACUACAUUUUCUGUUUCCUGUUUGCUUAGUUUCUUUGAUUUCCUGUAUAUUUGGAUGCU
This is a messenger RNA of Prunus persica (peach), 4125 nucleotides long. Its product is annotated as receptor like protein 30-like. Bases 894 to 3878 code for a protein of 994 amino acids. The record is from RefSeq and is a predicted model, not a curated record. The transcript is spliced from 2 exons. Lineage: Eukaryota; Viridiplantae; Streptophyta; Magnoliopsida; Rosales; Rosaceae. Gene Ontology annotation, molecular function: protein binding.